Molecule: messenger RNA, 535 nt
Organism: Stegodyphus dumicola
Lineage: Eukaryota; Metazoa; Arthropoda; Arachnida; Araneae; Eresidae
Product: Kv channel-interacting protein 4-like
Molecular function (GO): calcium ion binding
Source: RefSeq, a predicted model, not a curated record
GCACGCUAUUUCAUCACGCACCGCAUAACCCUAUCUCUGUAUACAAAGGACGAGACGAAAUAAGGAAAUCGCCAGCUAGGAAAACCCUUUCUUAAAUUGGAGAAUCUCCGGUAAAGCGUGAUUGGAGUCACUUAGUGUUUUAGCGCGGACAGACAUGAAUUACGAAUGAUCAGCGAUGGAGAAAGACAGCGGCGAAGCAAGUGGGGGUAUGACAAGGGUGAAGAGAUUUACAGUUGCUAUCCACCCUGAAAGUCGUAAUGACAAUGACGUUGAAGAUGGCCUGAAGGAGCUUGGGAAAAUAGAAGAAGAAACUCAAGAGACGAAAAGUGUUAAAUACUGGGCUGAAAAGAUUACUUAUGCCUUCAGAAGCUUAACUGUUUCUGCCACCAAACAGAGAAAAAACAGUUUUGGUUCACUUUUUUCUUCUUUAGAUGAGACAAAGGUUGAGGAAAGUGAGACACUUGCUUCAGGCGAACGAUUGAAAGAGGCGGCAAAGUAAUUGUGGAAAGAUAAUGUACAAUGAAAGUUUGUAUGU